Messenger RNA from Schizosaccharomyces japonicus yFS275, 1747 nucleotides. Its product is annotated as SAGA complex subunit Spt20. Gene Ontology annotation, molecular function: transcription coregulator activity. The record is from RefSeq and is a predicted model, not a curated record. Gene Ontology annotation, cellular component: SAGA complex. Lineage: Eukaryota; Fungi; Ascomycota; Schizosaccharomycetes; Schizosaccharomycetales; Schizosaccharomycetaceae. The coding region runs from base 243 to 1619 and encodes 458 amino acids. The transcript has 2 exons.
ACCGUCGUAGCAAGGAAAUUGAGGCAUCAGCAACUGUAUUGCUCGCCGUUCAAACAUUUCCGUGCUCAGAGAAAUCACAAUUUUUUUGUCGUCCAAACUUUUUCCUCUUGGUUUCUGAAUUCGUGUUUUAGGAUUCAUUGUUCAUAUAAAGUUCAGUAACAUUGAUUUGCGUAUUUUUUUUUUUUUAUUUCUUUGUUACUGCUAUUUCUUUCCUUGUAUGAGUAGUAGAACAUUUUUCCAAUAUGUCUUCCAUGAAUCAGACAAACGGUGCAGAUGCGUAUGAGUAUAGGUACAAUGGAUCAGAAAUCAACGUUGACGAUCUCAAUGCGGCGCAUACUGCAUCUGGGGACAAAAAUGAGUCUCUUACUAGACUUCUGAAACAUAUUCAGGGCAUAAAAAUUGAUCGAAACGUUCAAGACAUAUUAACGAAAUAUGCCAACGAGCCACCAAGUCUGAUCCUUCACAUUCAUAACUAUCACUUUCGUUUUGAACAGCAGGAUGGUGCAUUUACUUAUAACGGACCAGUAAAAUCUAUCUUACACUACUUACGCAUGGAGCUUAUUCCACCAGAUUGCAUUGAGGUGUUUCAAACGGCCAAUAUACACUUUUACGACGGCUGCUUGAUUAUUAGAGUUAUUGACCAUAGAACACCUAAUCAACCUGCCCCACCCACAAAUGCUGCUGGUACUACUGCUUCUUCAACAGCGCCGGGAUCCGUACCGUCGACUCCGAAUACAGCAACCGCACCUAGCACUGUUCUUUCCGGAUCAACAGCUGGACCUUCUGCUGCUGCUGCUGCUGCUGCCGUAGAACCACCAAAUGAACAGGCAAAAGUGUAUCACACAGUUCUGCAACCGUCAGCUGAAACCUUAUGGCAAGACCUUUGCCUUAUCAGCGAGGUAUUUGGCAAUUAUUUAACGGACGAAGCGUUGUUAGAGAUAGAGUCUAAGAUCCUUUUGGCAUCAGAGCCUCCAUUGUUGUUGGCACCGGCCACUUCGCCAUAUCAAAUGCACCGAAUUUUUGAACAGUUGGCUCAAAAGUUACCGCCGCCGUAUCCUGAACCUCGGCAUACGACGAAUGAGAUGGCUGCUGAAGAAGCAGAACGUGUUGAGAAGGAGAAUCUUCUGUUGCUUAUGGACGAUCAACAGCAUCACGAUUUUAAUCCAACGUUCCAGAGACUUCAAUUCAUCGAAAACGUUCGACGGAAAAGAGCACUUAUGCAACAGCGCCAACAACAGCAGCAACAACAACAGACUCAACGUACCGCCCAGCAAAAACCCGGUUCCCGACCACUGGCGCCAGGAGCUGCGGGAAAAGGCGCGUCACCGCCAGUUUCUUCGCAGCAACAGCAGCCGCACUUUGUCGGUCCCUCAUCAGUUGCAGCAGGUCGCCGACAAGCAAGCCCGUCAAUAAAAAGCGAAACAAUGGACGCUGCACAGGCUCGUCAGAUGGCGGCUCUGUACCAACAACAACAAAACCAGUAUAUGAAAACCAUGCAAGCUCAAGCAGUACAUCCUUCUUCUUCUCGGCAGAGUAUGUCACCGCCUGCUGCGAGUAAUUACAUGUCCUCCCGAAAUGCCCCUACAUCCUAUGGAAACAAUAAAUACCCUCGCCGUUAAUGUUUUUCAUGUGUAUGACACUGUCACAUCCCUCAAAAGUAUAUUUUCUACUAUUUUAUUUUUGUGUUUUCAAUUGCAUGCACUGCUUAUAAACCGGUAAUAGCAAAAAAAAAAAAAAACGGAAAUUA